GAGAAUUCCAAAUUGUACCACAAAUUGUUUGGAAUAAAGUGAAUUAUUAUUAUUAUUAUCUGCAUGAUGAAUACACUCAUUCAUAUUUAAUGCAAUAAAGUCAGAAUGUAUUUCAUAUGUGAAGUUGUCAAAGUCCACUUUUCAAGCCUCACCAUAAACAAAAAAUAUGUGUCUAUUAUAUAUUCAUAUUUAGAAAAAUUGUUAAACACAUAUCGCAUUUUACACAAAUAAUGAUUUCAUUUUAUAUAGUUGUUAUAAAUUUCCUGAAUAUAAUAAAGUUCUGUAAAACAAGUGAAGACAAGAUAUUUCAUCCUCUUUCUGAUGAACUGAUCGAGUAUAUUAACACGCAUCCAAAUGCUGGAUGGAAAGCAGGAAAGACAAGUCGAUUCAGUACAAUUAAUGAUGCUUAUUUAAUGAUGGGAGCUCUAUUUGAAGAUUCAAGCCAAAAGCGAAGUCUCGUCCAACCAUCAACCACAAUGACAAUGAUAUUGAAUUGCCAAAAUCUUUUGAUGCACGUAAACAUUGGAGACAUUGUUCUAGUAUCAAAACGAUUCGUGAUCAGUCUGCAUGUGGUUCAUGCUGGGCUUUUGGUGCCGUGGAAGCAAUGAGUGACCGCAUCUGCAUUCAUUCCAGCAGUUACAAAUCUGUGGAAUUGAGUGCUGUUAAUCUCUUGAGCUGUUGUACAAGAUGCGGUUUUGGUUGUAGAGGUGGUAUUCCUGGAUUUGCGUGGGACUAUUGGAAAGAUGAGGGUAUUGUAACCGGUGGAUCGAAUAAAACGCAUACAGGAUGUCAACCAUAUCCAUUCCCAGAAUGUGUUCAUCAUUCAGCUGAACACUUGGAUCCAUCAUGCGAAACUGAAAGCUUUUCUACUCCUGAGUGUCAACAUUAUUGUCAAAAUGACUAUCAAAUAUCCUAUGAAGAUGAUAAAUUUUAUGGCAAAACUUCAUAUAAUGUGGCUAGUGAAGAAGGUUCAAUUAUGAAAGAAAUUCUUUUAAAUGGUCCCGUUGAAGGUGCAUUUUUUGUUUAUGAAGACUUUCUUAACUAUAAGUCUGGUGUCUAUAGACAUGUAACUGGUUCUUUCUUAGGUGGACAUGCUGUACGUAUACUUGGCUGGGGUGUACACAAGAAUAAAAUCCCAUAUUGGUUAUGUGCCAAUUCAUGGAAUGAUGGUUGGGGUGAUAAAGGUUAUUUUAAAAUUUUAAGAGGUAAAGAUGAAUGUGGAAUUGAAUCAAAUGUAGUGGCUGGCCUACCAGUGAAAUACAGCUUAUGAGAUUUGUACACAUUGAUCACUUUGAAUAAUCUUUCCACUUGAAAUUCUUAUCAAUAAGAAAUCCUUCUGUCAAAUAGUUGCAUUUUCAAAGUGGUGUUUUUGUAUGGUAUUUGUAAGUGAGAUGUAAGACAUUUGUUUAUAACCUUCAAUACUGAUUGACGAAUAUAACACCAUCAUAGUGGA
Messenger RNA from Heterobilharzia americana, 1453 nucleotides. The record is from the annotation of a GenBank genome assembly. NCBI's taxonomy places the organism in Eukaryota, Metazoa, Platyhelminthes, Trematoda, Strigeidida, Schistosomatidae.